AUGGGGUGCAGUGCGAGAUACUGUUUACUGGCUCUAUCCUUGUGCCUGGUGACUGAACAGGCCUUAGGUGUUAGAGUAAUGCCCAAACGAAAGAAAGAAGCAGGUACCGUCCCAGACGAUCAGUCAACAUCAGCAUCAUGGUGGCAAGCAGGCACAGCGACGCCCUUCCAUGAGAGCAGCAAUAGCGCAUUCUCUUCAACGCAUGGUAUCGUUCAGACACAUCCAUCGAUAAAUGACGGAUAUUCCUUUGGAAACCUUGCCAAUACAAUCGGACCUUCAUCUAACCCAUUCGUCCGAACAAGCGGCAGCGGCCCGCUUAGUGGCAAUUUCCGCAACAAUCCGCUACCACCGCUUUCUAAGAACGUGAAUGGAAAAAUGUCGUUCAAGCACUUGGACUUCACGAGUAGUGCGACUGCUGAGCUCAGAAGGAAUCCAGCGUUAUCCGCUCCUGAUGAAUGUGCGCGUGCUUGCAGAGAGGGAGAGCCACCGAGAAUCUGUUACUACCAUUUCACUCUUGAGCUGUACACUGUUUUGGGCGCGGCUUGCCAAGUUUGCACACCUAACGCAACCAAUGUAGUCUGGUCUCACUGUCAAUGUGUGUUGGCCGAUGGUGUGGAGCGAGGUAUCCUUACAGCAAACAGAAUGAUUCCUGGACCAUCGAUUCAAGUGUGUGAAAAUGACAAAGUGGUAAUUGAUGUUGAGAAUCAUAUGGAAGGUAUGGAAGUGACCAUCCACUGGCACGGUAUCUGGCAAAGAGGAUCUCAAUAUUAUGAUGGUGUACCAUUCGUAACGCAAUGUCCUAUUCAACAAGGAAAUACAUUCAGAUAUCAAUGGCAAGGUAACGCAGGUACUCACUUUUGGCAUGCACACACUGGUCUUCAGAAAUUAGAUGGAUUAUAUGGAAGUAUUGUUGUACGUCAACCUCCAUCCAAAGAUCCCAACAGUCACCUUUACGACUACGAUUUGACUACACAUGUCAUGUUAAUCAGCGACUGGCUGCAUGAAGAUGCUGCCGAAAGAUAUCCGGGUCGUCUUGCUGUCAACACUGGUCAAGAUCCCGAAUCUGUAUUGAUUAACGGCAAAGGACAGUUUAGAGAUCCCAACACUGGUUUCAUGACAAACACACCAUUAGAAGUUUUCACUAUUACUCCAGGCAGGAGAUACAGGUUUAGGAUGAUCAACGCUUUUGCUUCAGUUUGUCCAGCUCAGCUUACUAUCGAAGGCCAUAACCUGACAGUUAUUGCGACAGAUGGGGAACCCGUGCAACCAGUACAAGUCAACACUAUUAUAUCUUUCUCCGGUGAACGAUACGACUUUAUCAUAGUCGCAGAUAAUAACCCUGGCGCAUACUGGAUCCAAGUACGAGGUCUUGGAGAAUGUGGUGUAAAACGAGCACAACAAUUAGGAAUACUCCGGUAUGCUAGGGGCCCAUAUCAGCCUUCCUCGCCAGCGCCUACGUAUGAUGUGGGAAUUCCACAAGGAGUGGUUAUGAACCCACUGGACGCAAUAUGUAAUAUACCCAGAACCGACGCCAUUUGCGUCAGUCAACUGAAAAACGCCAAGCACAUCGACCCUGCAAUACUCCAGGAUAGGCCUGACGUAAAGAUUUUCUUACCAUUCCGAUUCUUCGUUUACAGACCAGAGAUGUUAUUCCAACCGAAUACUUAUAACCGAUAUUUAGUGGCACCGGGUGGAGAUCACGUCAUUAGUUUAAUAGACGAAAUAUCGUAUAUGUCCCCACCGGCCCCUCUUAUAAGUCAGUAUGAUGACAUUAAUCCUGAACAAUUCUGUAAUGGCGACAAUAGGCCAGCUGAUUGCGGACAAAAUUGCAUGUGCACUCACAAGGUUGACAUUCCGCUUAACGCAGUUGUAGAGAUUGUACUAGUAGAUGAAGUUCAAAUCGCGAACUUAUCCCAUCCGUUCCACCUGCACGGUUACUUUUACAACGUGAUUGGUAUUGGACGGUCGCCCGACCAGAACGUCAAGAAAAUUAACCUGAAACACGCUCUCGACCUCGACAGACGAGGAUUACUUGAACGUCACUUGAAACAAGGAGAUUUGCCGCCGUCGAAAGACACCAUUGCAGUACCCAAUAAUGGCUACGUUAUCUUACGAUUUAGGGCUAAUAAUCCUGGUUUCUGGCUCCUCCAUUGCCACUUCCUCUUCCACAUCGUCAUCGGCAUGAAUGUCGUGCUACAAGUUGGCACCCAAGCCGAUCUGCCUCCUAAUGGAAAGGUAUUAAAUCCUCUAGAUGCAAUUUGUGAUGUACCAAGGAAUGACGCAGUGUGUGUCAGUAAUUUAAAAUCGGCAAAACCGGUAGACAAGGCAAUACUUCAAGAGAGACCAGACGUAAAAAUAUUCCUGCCAUUCCGUUUUCACUUCUACACGCCAAAAGAUCUUUUUAAGGAAAAUACAUACAAAAAUUACUUAGUUGGCGGUUUUGGUGGCGAUCACGUAUUGAGCUUAGUGGAUGAGAUUUCCUACACCGCACCUCCCGCGCCGCCGCUGUCACAGAUGCACGAGCUACCGUCUGAACUCUUCUGUAAUGGCGACAACAGGCCCCCAAACUGUCCCGUCGACUGUCGCUGCACGCACAUGAUUGACGUGCCGCUGAACUCCAUUGUUGAAAUCGUUUUAGUUGAUGAAGUGCAAUCGCCAAACCUAUCUCAUCCAUUCCAUCUACAUGGUACACCAUACAACGUUAUCGGUAUGGGACGAUCGCCGGACAAAAAUAUUAAGAAGAUCAACCUAAAACAUGCACUAGAUUUAGACAGAAAGGGCUUGUUGAACAGACAGUACAAUCUUCCUCCAUUUAAAGACACAGUGGCUGUACCAAACAAUGGCUAUGUUGUUUUAAGACUGAAAGCUGAUAAUCCAGGCUACUGGUUGUUCCACUGCCACUUCAUUUAUCAUAUAGUCAUCGGGAUGAAUCUGAUAUUACAUAUCGGUACGCAGCAAGAUCUACCGCCGGUGCCUCCCAAUUUUCCCAGAUGUGGUCACCAUUUGCCAGCCAUUACGCCUGCUUACUUCCCAAUACUUCAUUGA
Molecule: messenger RNA, 3045 nt
Organism: Parnassius apollo (apollo)
Lineage: Eukaryota; Metazoa; Arthropoda; Insecta; Lepidoptera; Papilionidae
Source: the annotation of a GenBank genome assembly